AUGGACGAUGGGCCAUGUUCAAAUCUUGUUUAUGCAGUGCCAAAUAUCACGGAAUAUGUGCUUUCCACUCUCGGAGAACGUUGUCUCCCGUACUCAAUCAUUCUACCAACAGUUAUUUUCUAUCUGAUUAUCUUUUUGGUUGGUGUAUUUGGAAAUGUUUGUACAUGCGCUGUCAUCGCGAAAUGUUCAUUUAUGCAUAGCACUACUAAUUAUUAUUUAUUCAGUUUGGCAGUUUCUGAUCUGCUGAUAUUACUAAUCGGAUUACCAAUGGAAUUACAUGACAUGUUAGGUAGUACAUAUCCAUACAAAUUUGGUUCAAUCAUAUGCAAAUUACGAGCAUUCUUGGUGGAAUUUACAUCUUAUGCAUCGAUUCUCAUUAUAGCAGCAUUUACUAUGGAACGAUGGCUUGCUAUUUGUUUUCCACUACAAAUUUUGCAUACUCCUACGAUUUCUCGUGUAUUCAAAGUGAUACCUAUAGCAUGGUCAAUUGCUUUUAUUGCAGCUCUUCCCAUGGCCUUUGUUGUGAAAGUUAAUCGGCUUGCAUUACCUGAUUCUGCUAUAAAUAGCUCAUGGAUACAUUUGAUAUCAGAUGAUGGCCAAACAAUUAUCAAUACUGAUUUUUGUGCAAUGGAUGUGAAUAAUCCAAAAGCUCAAAAAUUUUUAAUCUAUUUUGCCUUUACAAUGUUUUUUUUGCUGCCUGGUUAG
Messenger RNA from Thelazia callipaeda (thelaziosis nematode), 705 nucleotides. NCBI's taxonomy places the organism in Eukaryota, Metazoa, Nematoda, Chromadorea, Rhabditida, Thelaziidae. The record is from the annotation of a GenBank genome assembly.